GGGCGGCGGGCAGCGGCGCGGCGCCUGACCGCACGGCUCCGCUCCGCGCCCGAGGAUGCUUGGGGGGCGAUGCCCGGCGACAGGGAGGACGAGAUCUGCCAGAAAGCGCUGCAGCUGCUGGCCGAGCUGUGCUCCGUCGGGGCGGUGGAGAACGAGAAUUGCCGGGAUUUCAUCUACUACCUGCGGGACAGAGCCCGGCCCCGCCUCACCGACUCAGAUAUCUCAAUAAGCUUGCUUUCCUUAGUUGUCACAGCCUGUGGUCUUGCUCUAUUUGGUGUGUCCCUGUUCGUGUCCUGGAAGCUUUGCUGGAUUCCUUGGCGAGAACGUGGCCUGCCAUUUGGGAACAAAGACAAACAAGAGUCCCUGAACUACACAGAUACAGAGACCAAUGACCAUGACUACAGCGAGGAUUAUCUUGGUCAGCCAACAACCUACCCAGAGUCCUCCAUGAAGAUCAGCCACACCUCUCCUGAUAUUCCAGUAGAUGCUCAGGCAGGGACAAAGGAGAACUGUGUACACAAUGCACGAAUGCAUCGUCAGAUCACUGAACCAACCUCUUCUGCUCGGCAUAAUUCAAUCCGAAGACAGCUCAACCUCUCCAAUCCCGACUUCAACAUCCAGCAGGUUCAGAAACAGGAGCAACUGACUGGAAUUGGCCGCAUUAAGCCAGAGCUUUAUAAACAGAGAUCUGUGGACACGGAUGAUGGCCGGAGGAGUAAUAGCAAGGCAUGUGGAAAACUGAACUUUAUUCUGAAAUAUGACUGUGAUUUGGAGCAGCUGAUAGUGAAGAUACACAAGGCCAUCAACCUGCCAGCAAAGGACUUCUCUGGAACUUCAGAUCCAUAUGUGAAGAUAUAUCUACUUCCUGACAGGAAAACAAAACACCAGACUAAAGUGCACAGAAAGACCCUAAAUCCAGUAUUUGAUGAAGUUUUUUUAUUUAGUGUUCCAUACAAUGAUCUGAAUGCACGGAAGCUCCAUUUCUCUGUCUAUGACUUUGACAGAUUCUCCAGGCAUGACUUGAUUGGCCAAGUGGUAGUGGAUAAUUUUUUAGAUUUGGCAGAUUUUCCCAGGGAAUGUAAUAUUUGGAAGGAUAUUGAAUAUGUCACCAAUGAUAAUGUGGAUCUUGGUGACCUGAUGUUUUCACUCUGCUACCUUCCGACAGCUGGUAGACUAACUAUUACAAUAAUAAAGGCAAGAAAUUUAAAGGCAAUGGAUAUCACGGGAGCAUCAGAUCCCUACGUGAAGGUUUCUUUAAUGUGUGAAGGAAGGCGACUAAAGAAAAGAAAAACUUCCACCAAGAGGAAUACCCUUAAUCCCGUUUACAAUGAAGCCAUAGUCUUUGACGUCCCUCCAGAAAACAUUGACCAAAUUAACUUGUCGAUAGCUGUUAUGGAUUAUGACCGUGUAGGUCACAAUGAGGUCAUUGGAGUAUGUCAAGUAGGCAACGAUGCAGAAAGUCUAGGUCGUGACCACUGGAAUGAAAUGCUUUCAUAUCCUCGGAAACCCAUUGCCCACUGGCAUCCUCUUGCAGAGGAAUCAAGUGGGGGAGGGUGUCCAGCGCAUCCAGGCUGUGCAGAGAAAUAUAUACACAGCAUAUCAUUUUGGUUCCUGAAUCAGGAUUAGACUCAGCGAGAGCUUCUGGAACCUCUGUGGCCACAACCAUAGGACCCUGAAUAUUGCUGAAUAGAACCCUCAGUCUUCAACUGUGUGAAGAGCUAUUGGUUUCAAGUAGUGCAAUGUUAUCCACUUGUAGCAUUAGUUCUCCAGCUGACACUACUGCUACUGAUAGAUUUUUUUGUAUGGUCAUAAGCAUUACCCAAAUUCAAGUCAAAUGUUUUGUUCAUUAGAAUAACCCAGGUUUUACAAGCAACAUGACGGCAAUGAAAACAACAGGUAUUGGAACCAGCUUCAAAUAUGGUUAUUGUAUUUGCAAGGGAAAAAAAAGUGCAGUAUUGUAAAUGUAAAGCUAUGUGAGUCCUUUUUUCCCAAGGAUGAUUGUCAUCAGACUUUUUUGAUGACGAUCUUUCGUCUUGUUAGUGUCUCCUUUCACCUUACAUGAAGACAAGACUAAUACACUCCUUUGCAGAAAUGCUUCAAAUCCUUCAAAGCUGUAAAAAGUUCUCUUGGGUGAGAACAAGAGACAUACAGUGUUUGUAAUGACAGUGUGUUCUUUUAGAAAGAAGAUAAGCAUCUGUAUAGCAUGGAGACUGGGAGUCCUUGCUCUUAUUAGAUCAUUUUCCAGUCAAUGUUUCUUUGUUGUGUCCGUAACACUGCGAAGGGUUCAAAGAAUCUCACAGGUGGCUUUCUUUCAUCAUACACACAAGCACACACACACUCAUGCACACACACACACAUCAUUUUAAACUGCUGCUCCAAACCUAUAUAAUGCCUGUGAAGACUAUUAUUUGUAGUAGAACUGACAUUGACAGGGCUAUCGUAAAUGAUUGUACAUUGUAAAUGCUGAUGAAUUUUGACCAUUAAAAAAAAAAAAUCAAAGCACUAAAUUCUUUCACAUGAUGACAUCUAGGUCCUGGAACAAUAUUCCCUGGGAUAAAUUUUGCUUAUUAUUUAUCCAUGCAUAGGGUUAACUCGUCCUUAAUUUUUUUCUCAAGAGACUUUGAAUCAAGUUUUUACAUUAAUAUCUUUAUCUUAAAAGUGCAAACGCAAAUUAUGUGUGUAUUAUACAAUCUAGUUGCCUGCUAAACACAGGUAGGUAGCCCUUCAUAUAUACUGUUCAGGUAAGUUUAUGCACAUGAACAUUGUUUUGCAUUUUGUAUGUGUUAAAUGCUCACCAGUCAUUUUCAGUUUGUAAUUGAGCUGAAACAAAUAUGAUUAUACAGAUUCAAGAAGAUAUUUGCAAUUUUUAUCUAAAAUUAAAAAAAAUAAUAAUAAGGUUUUAUAACUUGUUAUUUGAGGAUCUUCCAGAAAACCAGAUUUGUUAAUGGGUAAAAAUGCAGUUUAAUAUUUGCAGAUCUUGGAUCUGUUGUAAAUGUGUAGUGUGGCUAUAAAGCAGAAGUCCUAAAAGUAUAGUUGUUACAAAUAAUAAUAAUAAUAAUAAUAAUUAAAAUCUCAUGCUACGUUAUGAAGAAUAUAGCUAUCACAUACAAGGACACUCCUGGCAAACUCAACAGCUCUUCAAAGCCUGACCAAGCAAAAUUUCAGGUUGGUAACAAGGCAUGUCCAGAACAAAAAAUACAAAGUAGCCCUAGCAAAGGUAUUUCAAUACACACUCAAGUGAAGCCUUAUGUCAACAGGCCAGUGAUAUAAUACAAUGCUCAUAACUGCUCAUGCAUGAUCCUCACUUCAGGCACAAUUCUGCACUGUUUACUCAGGCACAUCUCCCAGGAGCCAACACGGGGAGAUACGCGUGAACAAAGAAGGAGGACCUUUUCCUUGUAAGUGGAGAUCUUUGAUUUCCUGGAUAAAUCAGCAUAGACGCAAUCCCACCUGGGAUACAAAGCAGGCAGCUGCAUGCUUUCCCACUGCAAUCGCUAUUACCAGGGCAAUGUUAUGAACAGUAGCUUCUGUAACAAUGAAAAGACCUAUGCAGCUAGUUCAUUUUGUCUCUAUGGAACAGAACAGAAAUCUUUCUCAGAUUUGGCUCUAGUGACUCAAAAGGGCAUCAUCAGAAAAGUAAUGUCAUUAUAAUUGCUAAUGUUUUUUAUUUUAUUAUCAUGCUCAGUUCACUUAAUGCUCAAGGGGCUGGCAUCGGGAGAAUGAUUUUGAAAACAGUUUGAAAUAUUUCUAUUACAAUGAAAAGAAAAAUCUUUUUCUUUUUUAAUUCUCCUAAUUCUUGCUCUCUGACUCAUGACUUACAAGCCGUUACACAGGCUAUGGGAUUAUUUUGUGCUUUAUAAAAAUAUCUGCCUUCUCAUAGCAGUACAUAAGUGGAACAACAGCUGUUUUCUGUGCUUCUCUCUCUUCACCUUUUGACUCCACUUAAUCUAUGCUAUUCCCUAGACCUUCAAUAUUCCCAUGUUGUGGUUCUGGUGGGCCAGACAAUAGAAUUCUUGGAGGUAAUAGAGCAUCUACUGCUAAAAUACCAGUUGGAAAUGCAGUACUGUGAUCCCAUUAGUGAUCACUCUUUUCUUUUCUGAACUAUAAUCCCCAGAGGUGAAUUAGUAGAACAGCUCAUAAGAAUAAUUCCAAGCCUCCGACCCUCAUUUGUUUUAUUUCCUGUGAAGGCACAAUUAUGCUAUAUCACAACUAAAAUAAAAAGGGAAAUCCCCUAGAAAUGCAUCUUAGCAAGAUUUUAAUCCCACUUUACUCAUUAACAAUAUUCUGCUAAACUCUUAGUUUUCCAUAAGAAGCCAUAAUUUCAGAUAAGUUUUUAUGAAAAAUGUGAGAGCUUUCCAAGGUUCUGACACUGAGGUAGACUAUAAUGGGUAGUCGUGUGAAAUUCCAGGGCUAAAACACUCACAAGCACAACCCUUCUGCAGCUGAAUGUUGAAAUUCCUUUAUUCCUUUAUUUUCACCGAAGUCAGAGGACAUUAAAAGCAGAAGUAGGGACUAUCAGAACAGAAAGCAAGCACGGAAAAAAAGAUCCACCUCCCAUACUGUUCCUGCCAGUCAGUACACCUCAGCUUUCCAUACCAGCUGAUACAUAAGACAGCAAACAUUAUACAGGGGGGCAAUGUAGCUACCAGUAGCAGAACUGGUACAACAGCAAAGAGCAACAGCAAAGAAUGAAAAUAAAGACUGUCUUAGUCUAAUCUAUUCUUGGUUUGAGGGGCAGUUGAUUUGUUUUUUUUUUUUGCUUUUUAAACUCCAAUCAUUAUACAAAGCUGUAUCAACACUUAGCACCUAAAGUCCAAAGUACAAGAGGCAAAUUUACAAUUUUAUCACCUGGCACUGUUAGAGCACUGAGGGGACUUUUCUAAUAAUAAAUAAUAAAUAAUAAAAUUCCCAUGAGCUCUCUUUAUUCUCUUCCAGUCUAAAAGGAACAAACGAUAAAGGGAAAGGGAGAAAGAGGACUGGAAAUUUGCUUGAAGAGUCUUUUUGACCCACUUAGAAAUCUAUUAUAUUCAAUUACUGUUAAUGCAUUUUGGGUUUAUUUGAAGAGAAAGAAUUUAAAAAAAAAGAAUCAUACAGUAGGUGACUCAGCAUGAAGUGUUAUCAAUAAAAUGUUUUAUUCCCUUUAGAACAAUGCAUUUAAAAUAUUUACAUCUCAGUAUCAAGUGAGAAAACAAUGGCUUUCUUGUUCCGAAAGUACAAAAGCAUGUAGAGCAAAUAAUCCACCACAUUGUAGAAUUUAACAGAAGCCUCUGUGCUGAGGAAAAUAGGAGCAGGACAGACUCUGUAACAACUUCACUUUGAUUCUUGCUGUAAGUACUGCAAAGCCUUGAUUGCAACCAUAAUUCUGUUCUGAAGUGACAGCCUUAUGAUUCGUGAACCAAGCUAUGCAAGGUGUGAAUUACUGUGUAAGAUUACAGCUCACUCAGAGCUGAGCUGCUUUUAGAGUCGCCAUCUAAUACAGUGAGUUGGGCAAGGAACUCUGGCUGGAAGUACUCCAGGGUCUCGAAAGGACCUCCACCUCCUUGAAGGUCCAUGAAAUGCAGUAGUCCAGAUGGCAGAAACAGACACUAUUCAGGAAGGGUAUCACCAGGGCAUACUCAACUGCUGACUGAGCACAGCACACGUGGUACUGAAGGGAAGGUGACAUGAGAACUUGUAAGCAUCUGGGUUGUUUGUUUUGUCUGCAUUUUUAGUUAGUCUUUCCAUUGCUCAAACUUAGACAUUGUAAAACUGGAAUGUUUUACUCAGUUGCAUGCUGGCCAGCUGUCAUUUUUAAUACCCCUUGCAAAGGUGUGUAAAGAGACCUGUGUUGUUUUGGUAUACUUUCAUUUUGAAUAACACGAACAUUGUACUGUACUUUAUUAUUUCUUGUUCAAUAAAUAGUCUUGGUAUCUCUGUUUCAUGUCUAAUUUUGGAGAGCAGAGCCAUUCCCAUACCGAGGCUCUCUCAACUAGGUGGGCAUUUUGUUUGUUUAGUAAAAAUAAUGCAUGAUUCCUUUUCGCAGUGAUGGUUUGAGGGACAAAAAAUUUCUUAAUUUUAUAAUAUGUACUACAAUCUUCUAAACACACGUAAAAAUGUACUGUGAUCUAUUUAUAUAAAUCUAGUCUGAACAAGUAAUUUUGAUCUUAAUAAAAACUCUGUAAGAAA
Messenger RNA from Gallus gallus (chicken), 6165 nucleotides. RefSeq names its product synaptotagmin IX (gene SYT9). Bases 70 to 1626 code for a protein of 518 amino acids. Gene Ontology annotation, molecular function: SNARE binding; calcium ion binding; clathrin binding. The transcript is spliced from 7 exons. NCBI's taxonomy places the organism in Eukaryota, Metazoa, Chordata, Aves, Galliformes, Phasianidae. Gene Ontology annotation, biological process: regulation of calcium ion-dependent exocytosis; regulation of dopamine secretion; calcium-ion regulated exocytosis. Gene Ontology annotation, cellular component: dense core granule; membrane. The record is from RefSeq and is a predicted model, not a curated record.